GAACAAAGAGUCUGGGCAGCAUCUUAGGUGCUCAGGAAGCAUCACAGUUGCCAAGCCUGACUCAAAGCACUGGGCUUCACCCCUCCCAUUAUUGAGCAUAGCACUCGGCCGCCUUUUAGGUUCAACCGAAUUCCAGAAAGCAUCACCACAAUCACCAGUGUUAACUAACAACCUCUGAUCAAGCCACAGAGAUGAGUCUCCAUGGCAGAGUUGAAGAUGAUGUUUUGACAUUUUCUGUGUGAAUUUUGUGACAGAAAAAUAACCAUAAAAAAUGAAGGGCUCUUCAUAACCCUUAAUCAGUCUAGAGCGACUGGCCAGAAUGGAGAAACAGAAGAUUGCUCUAAAUUGAAAGGAGAAGCCAACUGUCCAUCAGGAUAUAAAGUCUGCGAAGAAGAUAUGUGUUGUGAUAUUGAUGAAUGCAUAGACUGUGGAGACUGUGGCAAGUUCGAGAAAGUGGAAAACUUGUGUGGAGCCCAUGCCACAUGCAAAAAUAGUUGUGGGAACUACUCCUGUGUAUGUGUAAAAGGAUUCCAGUCCAAAAGUAGCAACAUCACCGACUGUGAGGACAUUAAUGAGUGUGAGAAAAAUGCUUCCAUCUGUGGACCAAAUGGAAGUUGCAUCAACAUCAAAGGGGAUUACCAUUGUAAAUGCAAGCCAGGAUUUGCAAAGAGCGCAAAAGAUGACAAAAAGCUAUGCAGAGACAUUGAUGAGUGUGAUGAAGGCCGUUGUGAUAAAAGCGCCAACUGCUCCAACUACCCAGGGGGGUUUCGCUGUUCAUGUCUACCAGGAUAUGUCCAAUAUAUGGAUGUGGGCCCUGGGGGUGAAAACACAACAAAAUGCAAAGAAUUCAGCUGUCCCAGUCCUUCAAGUGAUGUCUGUGCAGAUGAACAGACGUUCCUCUGCAACUUUACAGCACAAUUGAGACAUCUCUGCAAUUCAUCACUGACAAUACGGGAUGCAAAGGAUGCAGAGAAUCGUAUGCAGGGUCUGCUGGAUCUGCUGGAUCUGCUGGAUGACCUAGCGACUCUGAUGAAGGCUGAGAAGCAGCGGCACCGGAUGGUCACUGAGAUGAUGGAAACUGUGGAGACCCUGCUCAGGGUUUUGGCAUUCACCUUACCCAACAAGACCAUGAGCGCCAUGAGCAAAGACACAGAGCUGACCAUAGACAUCAGGACAGCUGGGAGCCCAAGCCAGGGCCCAGCAACGCUGUCACAGAAUAAGACCCAGAUGGAGCUAAGCUGGGGAGCAGUAAGAAAAGAAGGUGACGCUUUCGGCAUGGCUGGUCUGCUGUCAUACCACAGCCUGGGGCCCUUCCUGACUGGCGCUGUUGUUGAAGGGAAAGAAUGGGAGCAAGUGGGAAAGUCCCCACAAUGUGCACAGCUGGAAGGGAAGCCCAGCUACAAAGUACUAUCCAGCGUGGCAUCUGCUUUUGUAGGCCACCAUGAGACUACAUCCUUGAGCGCCCCUGUCAGAUUCAACUUCAGCCACAAGGAACCAGACUCGAAGCCUGACCUGAAGCUGAUUUGUGCCUUCUGGAAGCCUGACAAUGGCAGCGGGCUUUGGUCUCAAGAAGGCUGCACACGUCUGAACUCCAGCACUGCCGACAGCACACACUGCCAGUGCAACCACCUGACCAGCUUUGCUGUGCUCAUGGCCUUCUAUGAUGUGGAGGACUGGGGCCUGGAUGUCAUCACCAAGAUUGGGCUGGUUAUGUCUCUGAUCUGCCUGUUCCUGUCUAUCCUCACCUUCCUGUUUUGCCGUGCCAUCCGAGGCAUCCGCACCACCAUCCACCUCCACCUUUGCCUGGCCCUCUUUGUUGGCGAUGUCAUCUUCCUAAUGGGUGUUGGGAAUCCUGGCAACCAGACAACCUGUGCUGUAGUGGCUGGGCUGCUGCAUCUCUUCUUCCUCUCUGUCUUCUGUUGGAUGCUGCUGGAAGGUGUGGAGCUGUACUUGAUGGUCGUUCAGGUCUUCAAAACUCACAGCCUCAAGCACUGGCACCUCUUCUUUGUGGGAUAUGGUCUCCCAGCCAUCGUGGUGGGCAUCUCAGCUGCCAUAAAUAGCAACGGCUAUGGCAACAAGAAAAACUGCUGGCUUGCAAUGGACAAUGGGUUCCAAUGGAGCUUCCUGGCACCUGUCACCCUCAUCAUCAUGGUCAAUGCUGCUGUCUUUGUGGUUACUGUCUGGAAGCUCUCUCAGAAGUUUGCCGAUAUCAAUCCUGAUAUGAGUAAAUUGAAAAAGCAGAGGGUACUCACAAUCACAGCCAUUGCCCAGCUCUGUAUUUUGGGUACCACCUGGGUCUUCGGCCUGUUUCAGUUCAGUAAUCACACCCUCGUGAUGUCUUAUAUCUUCACUAUCCUCAACAGCCUGCAGGGGCUCUUCAUCUUCCUCCUGCAUUGUCUGCUCAAGAAACAGGUACGUGAUGACUACUACCGCUGGUUCUGCAAGGACGUACAUGGCAAGCCCCACAGCAGUGACAAGUAUUCUGAGUUCAGCUCCACAGCCAGCUCCAACACAUUACGGACACCCAAGUCUUGGAAGGAAUCUGGAAUGUAGCAACCCCUUGCAGAAGCAAGUUUCAGGAGUGCUGUUUUUGCACAUGACAAUCACAUCCUGUUAUUCUGGCAGUCUUUCUUCUGGAAGAGUCACCCACUAAUACAGUCCUACUGCAACAAGGACCACAGAACUGCCAGACAUCUGUAGGGACCCACCAAGUAAGCUCAAGAACUGGACUAAUGCUAUUAAGCUGAUGUUGGCACAUGCCUCUUCAGUAUGGGAUGCCUUCUUCUAUGCCAAUCUUCUCCUCUCACAGAGAGGCGGAGUUAAGUCUAAAAGGGUACUUGCACACAAGACACUUUUAAAGAGGCCCUUGCAACAGACAUUGGCUCACUGUCGCUCUAGAGAGUACGCCGUUUGAUUGCCACAUGUCAGCAGUAGGUGAUCAUCAGAAAACUGAAGUGGACAUUUGCACAUUUGGUCCAUACAAAUAAUUGAAGACAGUAUGGUGGAGUGCUCUGUAUGGAAUGAUCUAUAGAACCCUGACCCCAGUGUUUUUCAGCUUAGAUUUCUUGUUGCUAGCCAGUUUGAUAGCCAGCCUUCCAAUCAGCCUCUAGCUCAUACUCUGAAGCAGGAGCAUAGAAUAUUGACUGCAGCACAAAGUGGUCCAACAACUUCAAGACAAUGGAAGGAGCCUCACUCAGGGGUAGUCACUUCCCUUGCCACUCACUUAACUGUUCUGCUUGUGCCUAUGAAAACUUAGACCAAGCUGACCUCAUUUGUCCAAGGGAUAGCAAAAAACUGAGGUCUAGUGUCAUUAAGAUGUGAGUUGGAAUAUACUGCAAGUGACAGCUCAAAUAAUUUAAUAUUCCCCAUAUAUUAACCACCACCCCAUAUAAAAUGGGAAUGUCAGGAGCAGGCCUAGAAUAUCCCUCCAAGCACUGAGUUUUCUAUAUCCAAACAUUUAUUUUAACAGAAAAAUGUUCAAGCAGGCGAGUUUUUCUCUAUAGUCUAGAUACACGUUUCCCUAGAUUUCAGGUACCUAGUAAAAUAGAUCUAGGCAAGCAGAAUAGUACUGUGGAAGUUGUGCUUGUGUCAGAUGUUUCAUUUCUUUUAUAUACCAAGGAGUGUGAUAUUCUCAGAAUUCAGGUUUAGGUGAGGAAAGGUAUCCACUUGCUAUGACAUCUCAUGGUUAUUUCCUAAUUUAAAGUAUCUGCUUCACGUAGAAGAACACAAAUAUAUGAAUGCUUUACCAGGUGUGAACGGUACCUUGAUGAAUUAGGCAUAGUCUUUCUAAAAGACUUGGAUAUGGCAAGCUGAUCCUUUUCUGGUCACCACUUUCAGACAGGCACAUGCUGAAAAACCAAUAGGCACCUCACUUUUGUGUUUUGUACAGUGGUACCUAUUCCAGAGUUGAAAAAUGUCAAACAACUCAAGUUGCUAUCUUCAGCAAGGGAAAAUCAAACACGCAGAACACUAACACAAGUAGCAUCAUGAUAGUCAUACAGGCCAAGCACCCCCCUGCUUUAAAGGUCCUCAUACUUUAUUUUCUUCUAGCUCCAUAUUCUUCAUCUUAACAAGAGCUGCAUGUUUCUAUGCUUUGGUGUGUUUUUCUUCACUGCUGUCCCUGGGAGUUCUGCACAAUGGUAGCAAGAUACAACAACACAGCAAGCAGUGUAAUCUCAAUCAGAAGAACCCAUCAGUCAAGUAGUAGAGAGGCACUUAUAUAAAGACUAAAUGAUAGCAGCACAUAUAAAGCAGCAGGAAGAAGAGAAAGAAGGCAGAUUUCUGGAAGCAGUUAUUGAAGUUAAUGGAGUCCUCCAUAUUGGCAGUUCACAUCAAAUACUGCAGCUUUACAAAGCUUCCUGUUUAGACUAAUUUAUUUAGGACUGUUUCCAGUUUUGCCAAAUUCCUACUGUUCUUGCCCAAGAGCUUGGCUAUGUAUACUGCAAUUCCAGAUGCUCUGUAUUCCUAGCAUUCUGGCACGAGGUAAUGUGCGGAUAGCCAACACACAUUAGAGUUAAGAAAUCUGAAUUCUUUUCUUUUUUAGCUUUAAAUGCUAGCUGAGGAGAAAGAAAAGAGGUUGCACAGCAAGCACUGCAUGCACCUAAACACAGAGUUUUGUAGUAUUCAAAUCCGUGCAAUGAAUUCCAAAUGCACAAAGUGACAAUUCUAGUGCUAUGUAACCCAUUCAGAACGUUCUCCGCUAUGGAAUAUUUUCACUGCAGGAGUGCCUUUAGUUAAACUUGUGUGCAGUUUAUCCAAGCGUCUUUGCACAAAUCAGCUUAUUCUUCUCUAAAUACCCACUCCCUUAUUUGAAGCAAUUAUCUCUUAACCACUUGUUUUUCCUAACAUGUACGUUGAAAUAAAAAGUAUUUUGGGAUUCUGA
Messenger RNA from Rhineura floridana, 4882 nucleotides. RefSeq names its product adhesion G protein-coupled receptor E5 (gene ADGRE5). NCBI's taxonomy places the organism in Eukaryota, Metazoa, Chordata, Lepidosauria, Squamata, Rhineuridae. Gene Ontology annotation, cellular component: membrane. The coding region runs from base 397 to 2553 and encodes 718 amino acids. The record is from RefSeq and is a predicted model, not a curated record. Gene Ontology annotation, molecular function: calcium ion binding; G protein-coupled receptor activity. The transcript is spliced from 20 exons. Gene Ontology annotation, biological process: cell surface receptor signaling pathway; adenylate cyclase-activating G protein-coupled receptor signaling pathway.